AUGUUAUGUUGUAAAAUGACUGGCGUUUGGUUAUUCUCUGUUAGUGUAUCAGUAACUCACCAUGGUAGAAAGGUGAAGGCUCGCAAAAGACCUGAUCUUGGAAUACCUUACAAGCAAGAGUACCUGGAUAUCUAUAUUUACCCAUUUGGUGAUCAUGCUUUUGAAGUGUCGCACGAUAGUGCACUCAGGUUUAUGAUUUCAUCUGGCAUUUUUGCUUUUAAGUGGCCCCUUUUAUCUCAAAUCAUGGAUGGUAAGGCAGUGAAAGUCCAGGGAGUCACGUGGAGGGCAAUCAUCUGGAUCGACAAAAAGCCAUGGGUCUCGUCAGUUCGUAGGGUCCUGUCGGGCUCCCCUUAUCAAAAGCAACUCCCGAGCUGGUGCGCGUGCUUUCCCUUCCUGGUCCAUGUGAAGUGUGCAUUCCACUCCACUCCUGGUAUUCUUUUCCAUUAGAUAAGUUUAGUUACGGGAUAUGAAGGCCCCAAAGAGUAAUUUGGUGAGACUAGCUCUUAGCCUCCUCUUACAACACUAAAAUUAAAAGCUUCGAAAGCCCAACACGCCGAUUUCGAAAGAGUAAAUCACUUCCGGUCGCGCGAGAUCAAAGUUAUAGACGACCUUUGCUCGUGCACGUCGAGGCGAUUCGGUCCGGGUCCUUAUCCCCAAGCUUUUAACUUUUCUGGUUUCGUAAGUCUUGUCCCCGCUCCUCAUCCAUAUUAGGGGAUGAUAACGAUGGCUGAAUUCAAUAGGAGUUUU
Syzygium oleosum is the source of this 747-nucleotide messenger RNA. RefSeq lists its product as uncharacterized. Bases 1 to 447 code for a protein of 148 amino acids. The transcript has 2 exons. NCBI's taxonomy places the organism in Eukaryota, Viridiplantae, Streptophyta, Magnoliopsida, Myrtales, Myrtaceae. The record is from RefSeq and is a predicted model, not a curated record.